AUGGGGUUGAUAUGGGUGGUUAAAUUGGGUUACCAGCAGGAGAAAAUUGAACGGAUAUUUCCCACACCGCCAGAUUUUACGCUGUACAGUCGAUGGCUUUUGCGGUCCGCCAGAGCAUUGCAGAACCCGCAGUCAAUAGGGCUGGCGUUGACAUCGUGGUCGAAAGUUGGGGAGUUUUACACAGAGUUGUUGGAGCGAUUGGAGAAUCCGGAAAUUGAUGGGAAGGGUUUGAAGGAGCAGACUGAGGGUGGAUUGGUGGUGGAUGGCGUUGGCAAGAUUGGAUACGACAUUGAGGGGAUGAGUGAGUCGUGGAAGAUGGGCUAUUUCCAGGCCCUCAUGGGCGCUGCUGAGACUGCAGAAAAGCUGGAAGGGUGGAUGUACGAUGAAAAACUGGAUGCUGCUGCGCCAGCGGAGUAUGUUGUUGGCCCGUCGAAUCCUAACCCGAAGCCGAAGCCUGCGUCUAUCAAACACAUGCUUAACGAGGAGGAUAGUCGACCAGCGUAUGAAUCUCCGGAGGUGUUUUACAUGAAGAUUCUUACGACGAAGGGGUUCCAGACCAACCAGCGACUUGAUGCGGCUCUCGCUUACGCGGAUUGGCUCGACUUCAAGGGCUGGAACGAAACGGCCGAUGACAUGUAUAGGUGGGCGAUGGACAUCGCCGCAUCAGGGCUCCCCGUGGACCCAAGUGCAGUCGUUGAUAUGAAGACCGGAAUUUUGAAAGACGUUGGAAACAAACAUGUUACUGAGAACAUCCUACGUGCGACAACCGCGCUUGGCGUGCAUAAGGUCCGCCGAGGCGACUUGGCCCCGGCACUCUCCAUAUUCUUAUCUGUGCUCAGAGCUCGCCGGAACCUCCCUGAAGCACCUAUCUCUCAUGAAAACCAAAUCCCUCCCCAAGAUGAGUCCCCGUUAUCCGAGCUAUUCGAGAUUCUGUCAUCCUACGUCGUUCCACCUCCCUAUCCCUAUGCCACCCUUACCGGGAAUGAACGGCCUCUCCGAUCUGCGUCUGAGGCCUGCGACGAAGCCGGCCUGAUGGUUUACAUUGGCGAAAUCAUUUUCGCUUCGUCUUCACAAGAAAAUGGCUUGUCGUGGACGCGUGACGCGGUUGACCUCGCAGAAAUCUCGUUAUUGCGGUUAGAUGGGACCGACAACGGACCUCGGAGCUACGGGAUGAAAUACUCCAAUGACGAUGAGAAAUGCCACGACUGUCUGCGCACCGGUCUGGAUAACUGGAAGAAGAUGGUGAAGAAGCUUGUCGUGCAGGCAGAACAGGAAGAAUUGGAUUGCAUCAGCACCGCAAAAGAUGGUUGGUUUAGCAGCCGCUCGAAACAAGUGAAGGAGAAACAGAUGCAGAGGAGGCGAUGGGAGGCAGAAGAAAUGAUUAUUGAAGACCGAUCGAAGAGGAUUCAGAAGUUUAUCGGGGAUCCGUUACUGGCUGGGCUAGCACCAAACACGACGAUGAUGCUGUUUAGCUGA
Messenger RNA from Uncinocarpus reesii 1704, 1476 nucleotides. RefSeq lists its product as uncharacterized. Lineage: Eukaryota; Fungi; Ascomycota; Eurotiomycetes; Onygenales; Onygenaceae. The record is from RefSeq and is a predicted model, not a curated record. Bases 1 to 1476 code for a protein of 491 amino acids. The transcript has a single exon.